AUGGUCUGGUCGUGCCGUCCAAUGGUCUUGAAUCCCGGGCAGUCUCCCAAUCGCAUAUGUUGGUUUGGUCACCGGAGCUGUCACAUACUACCUGUAAAUACAUGCAGAUCUAUUUAUGGGUCAUUGGACAGUGGAGAUAGCAAACGUGUGACAGUCGUAGCGCAAGUUGAAUAUUUUUCAUCAGCCAGGAAGGAUAUUUACUGCCUACUGGACCACGGAAUCAUUACUACCAGCACGUUUCUUGAAGAAGUAUCAUGUAUCCAACUGUUUCGUUUAUUUGAAACACUCGAAGACAGGUUCAAUCAGAUCUUAAAGAUAGCUUCCGAAAAACAUGAGACGUAUCCAAACGCCGUCGUUACUGCAAUCGUUUUAUAG
Mucor mucedo is the source of this 375-nucleotide messenger RNA. RefSeq lists its product as uncharacterized. Bases 1 to 375 code for a protein of 124 amino acids. NCBI's taxonomy places the organism in Eukaryota, Fungi, Mucoromycota, Mucoromycetes, Mucorales, Mucoraceae. The transcript has 4 exons. The record is from RefSeq and is a predicted model, not a curated record.